Racocetra fulgida is the source of this 136-nucleotide messenger RNA. Lineage: Eukaryota; Fungi; Glomeromycota; Glomeromycetes; Diversisporales; Gigasporaceae. The record is from the annotation of a GenBank genome assembly.
AUGCCACCUAAUAGGGCGAAUGGCACGACUACCUUGAUGAAAUACGAAAGUAUUAAUGAUUCAAGGGGAACAACCCGCUCGAAGCCGGGAACCGAGCCACGACAAGUACCGGUGAAGCGAGAAAAAUGGGGUUGGA